GAAGCGGAAAUGAGGCUCUUUUGUUUUGAAAGAGGGAAAUUUCAAAGUGUUCGGCGACGUUAAACAACCGUGAAGGACAACAGGCGCAAUAAAAGCGACAAAAAGACACGAAAUGAGCGCAAAAUGACAGCGACUCGUCGUGAAUGUGAAAAUCUGAAGAUGAAGAAGAAGGCCAGAAGGUCACGGGGGUCACAGGGAGAGGAAUGUUCUCUGUGCAAAUUCAGUGACGAUGAUCCGGCCAUGUUUGGAGAAAAGGUCACACUGAAGCAGCACAAGCUCACCGUGCACUACUUCUGUCUGCUGACUUCCUGUGGAGUGUACCAACGUGGUUCAGAGGACGAAGGAGUUUUCGGUUUCCUGGUCGAUGACAUCAAACAGGAAAUCAGACGUUCAGCUCGACUGACUUGUUGUGGUUGUAAGAAGAAGGGGGCGUGUGUCGGCUGCUGCGUGCGCAGCUGCAGAAAGAUGGUUCACUUCCCCUGUGGCAGGAAGAAGAAGUUCAUCUCUCAGUUCACUGGACUUUUCCCGUCGUACUGUCCAGAUCACAGUCCCUCUCAGUCUGCGUGUGUGAGUGCAGACCUCAGUCUUCCCCAGUCCUGCUCUGUGUGUUUGGACGUCAUUGAACCGGUUCUGUCCCACUCUGUCCUCAAAUGUCCCUGCUGUCACACCAGCUGGUUCCACCGGGACUGUGUGCAGCGUCAGGCCCACAGCGCAGGUCUCUUCUUCUUCAGGUGCACUCUGUGCAACAACAAGGACAACUUCCAGGAGGAGAUGUUGAGGAUGGGAAUCUACAUCCCAGAGAGAGAUGCCUCAUGGGAGUUGGAGGCGAACGCAUAUUCGGAGCUGCUGGAGGUUUACAAACGUUGCGACGCUCUCACCUGCCUCUGCAGCGACGGACCCACACACUCAGCAAAGAGCGGGUGGUUUGAGGUGAUUCGCUGUCGACUGUGUGGAUCCAGAGGAACUCACCGGAAAUGUUCGGGGCUGAAGGUGGACACCAGAGACUGGGCCUGCAGCGACUGCACUCAGGCUGCUGAUGACAAAGCCUCGCUCGUGGAAAGAAAGAAUCGUCCGUCCAAACGCCGCCUGUCCACCAAGCACUCCUCCAUCAGCUUUAAAAGAGCGUCGUCACCCAUCACGUCCAGCUCACCUGAGGAGCUGCUGCAGGCUCUGGCGCCUCAGCUCCGCCCCCUCAGUGUCCAGGUGGAGGUGGGCGGGUUUCGGGCUCUGGCCGCUGGACUGGAUCUGGUCCGGAGGCCCGACUUUGAUCCCACGUGCUCCCUGUCUGUCAGGUUCGUCGGGGAGUGGCAGACUACGUUUCCCAGCAGCCUCCAGGACAGCGACGCAGCCAGGCAGGUCUUCUUGAAGCUGCUGGUGCAGCAGAUCCAGGACUGUGUCGUGUUUGAAGGUCCAGAUGGAUCCAAAAAUCUGGCUCUGGACUCGCAGGCUCUACGUGAGGACCUUUACUUUGACGUCGGCUGUCUGCUGGCGCUCUCUCUGGUUUACGGUGGCCCCGCCCCCAGCUUCUUCUCCCGCACGCUCUACCAGUGUCUGUUCAACUUCCCGCCCAACUGCUCCCUCACUGUCAGUCACAUGACGCCCGACAAACACUUCACACGCCAAGUCAGCAGGAUCGCAGAGGCGGAGUCUCUGGGCGACCUGAAGGACGCCGUCAAAUCAAGCUGGGAGUAUCUGGAGAUGGCCGGCUGCAACCGGCCAAUCAGCAGCCUGGAGGACAGAGGGACGCUGGUGGACGACUUAGUCAAUUUCACGUUAAUCACCAGGAUGCAGCUUCCCAUGCAGAGGUUUCGUAAAGGUCUGCAGACUUUAGGCGUCUUUGAUCAGGUGCAGCUCUUGCCGUCUGUGUUCUACGGCAUGUUCUGUGAAGCAGCCGCUGGUCUCAGUGCACAGACCAUCGCUGAGGUCUUCACUAUCAGCUUCUCUGAGGAGCAGGACAAGCUGGACAGGGAGACGCCCGUCGUCUCCUUCUGGAGACACUUCCUGCUCCAGUGUGAAGCUGGGCGGAGCUCCAUUUCCCUACAGGACCUCCUCCUCUUUGCCUCAGGAGCUGAGCACCUGCCAGUUGUCGAACUCCUCCUCACUCCUCCCUCCAUCUCCUUCCUCCACCCCCUCAGCUCCUCCUCUUCCUCACCAGAGGAGGCGGAGUCAAAAGACGGAGGUCUGUUCCCUCAGAGCGACCCCAGUCGCCGUCACCUCCUCCUGCCCGUCACCUCCACCUACGAGGCCUUCAAGAGCUCCAUGGAGCAGGCGGUUAGCCACCACCUGCACCUCCUCCCGAGCAAGAGUUAAAGAGGGCGGAGCCAAUCGUUCACUUUCACUCAAAAAAAAAGUCUGUCCCUCACUGGACAAACUGAACUGACCUUUUUCUGAAAAUAAGGAGAAAAAAAAUGUUGUUUAAAGUAUUUUAUUGUCUCCGUAAAUAAAUAUGGGUUUGUCACCUUUAACCUGACCGCGUUCACCUGAAGAAGCCCUGGAUGCUAAUGUUGAGCUAGCCACUGUUAGCAACAGCAACUGUUGGCAAUACACAUUGUUAGGAAAAAGACAUUGUUAACAUUACCCACUGUUAGCAACAGGCAUGGUAAGCAUUAGCCAGUGUUAGCCGUUGAUAAAAACGUUGGUUUCUGUUCCGUUUGAAACGACAUGCUAACCCUCAGCUGGGAAAUUUCCGACUACAAAUGGAAAACAGAAGUGAAGCAGCUGUGAAGGGUUGACUGUAGCGCCCCCUGCUGCAUGUGUUUAAAGUGAAAAUAAUUGAAGCAUUAAGAUAAACUCAAAUAUUCACACAUUUCCGUUUCUCAUUCUAUAACUUUGCUUUACCAGGAGUUUUUUUAUAGUGUAGUUCUAUUUUCAUUGUGCAUCGUUUCUUUCGUUUGUCGAUAUAUAUAUAUUUGCUUGUUUGUUCUUGGGAAAUAAAUCAGCUGAAUGAUUUCAGUUUAAAAGGUU
Messenger RNA from Solea solea (common sole), 2964 nucleotides. RefSeq names its product G2/M-phase specific E3 ubiquitin protein ligase (gene g2e3). The record is from RefSeq and is a predicted model, not a curated record. NCBI's taxonomy places the organism in Eukaryota, Metazoa, Chordata, Actinopteri, Pleuronectiformes, Soleidae. The transcript is spliced from 17 exons. The coding region runs from base 124 to 2310 and encodes 728 amino acids. Gene Ontology annotation, molecular function: ubiquitin-protein transferase activity. Gene Ontology annotation, cellular component: nucleus.